GAAGUAUUUUGGCAAUCGUGAAGAUGAUAUCACCUAAAAGUACCUAAGGCAGGUAGUAAUCGGUAUGCAACAUAAUUGUAAAUGAAGAAAUGCCGAUUCUCUCAAUUUUCUUAAAUUUUAAUUAAAAUAUUAAACACAUUAAAAUACCAAGAUCGUUUUCUCUUUUAUGGACCUCAAAGAGAAGAUAGAAAUUCCAAGUUCAUCAAGCAAAUGUUUUAACCUUUAGGUUAAUAGUUGAUCCCAUUCAAGUAAGUCCUGAGAUGGUAGAGGUUGUACAGAAUCAUCUUUGUCAAAGCUGCGGACAGCAUCCGACAUAAUACUAUAUACACGAUGUUCAGCUUCUUCUGAAUGUGACGAGAUCGUCGAAGAAGCAUCUUUCAAAAGAAAUAGAGUUCCAGAAACUGGAUCUAUGUUCCAAAGGAAGCCUUCCACAGGAAUUUGGUCAUUGCGAAAGAGGACCCGGAAAAAACUGCCACGAUUCUCCUCAAUGAGCUUUGGUUCCAUUUUAUACAACUCCAUGAUAAUCUAGAAGGUAGAUUCGGGUGAAUUUAGGUGUAUUUUAUAAGUAUAAAGACUAAAGAAUCCAGAGGAAGUGUCGUGCUAAGGAAAGGAUUCUGUAAACAACGCGUAUAUCAAUAAAAGCAGGAAAGAAAAGACGCGUUUUCAUAUUUUUUCUCGUUUUUUCCUUUGAAUUAUUAACUCUGAUUUAGAAAAGCUUUUUAAAAUCUACUAGAUAUGAAGCAACGCGUCUUUGUGUCUAUGUAAGUGGACUAAUGAAUAUAUUCAAGCAUGCAAUGCAUCUCUCUUUCCUUAAUUUUUGUUUCUACCAUUCAAGAUCUCCUUUAAGAGGAGACGCUCCAAACCGUGCUACAGGUAUUGAAUGACCUUUUCAAUAUCACUAGAUUUACGAUAGUGGAGAGAAGGUGGAAGAUUUCUUCUUUUGAAGGAAUAAUAUUGAGUUUCUUUUUUUUAUACAGUCAAAGAAAGAACUUCCCUUGUCAAGCAAGACGGACUUGACUGGACUGCAAAGGUCAUUCAGGUGAAUUGAACAGUUGAAACUAUCCUUUCAUACUAAUUUUUAACUGUUUGUUAUCAAAUUUUAUUUUAUUAUUUUCUUACUGGUAUCUCCUGUUAUGUGAAUUUCUAAUAAAGCCUUCAGUAGGUCUUAUUCAAGGGACAACUCAUUCCAACAAAGUAUCGCGAUGUCAGCUCUAUAAACGUACUAUUCAGACAAUUUAUCCUCCGUUAAAAUGGGAAUUCUUAUUAAUAUGUCUGUUGGUGUUAGUACCAUUCAACAACUGUUCAUAUGAAAAAAGUACCGUCCUUAUAUCGUAAACGUGUUCACCUCUAGAAGUCACUUGACAAGACAAAUUCUUUAGUUCUUGUAUUAACAAAGAUUCAUAAAAGCCUCCUUUCAUGUGGAAUGGAAUUGAGUAUCAAACCACUCUCUUGAUCGGCUAUAGUGUUAUAGUAACUUAAAGUUUCUACUUCUUAUAAACUAAAUUAAAGCAUAUUGAAUUUAUAUUCCUUCGUUAUUACUUUGAAACAUUGCUCUGAUUAGUCUACCUUUUCAUAUUCCUACUGGCACACUACGUUGCUCCAUUCAUACUGGGCAAUUUGACAAUGCACUUUUUGACGUGGAAUUAGGAUUACCAAGGUUUAUUUUGUUAAAAAAAGAUAUCAGAAAUUCAUUUUCUUCUUUAUAUGGUCCUUGGUUUCUUUUCGACUGUUGCUUUUAAAUCAUUCAUUUUUCAUAAAUUCCUUUACCUGUAAACAGAACGCUUUUGGGUCCACUUCAUACCUUGAAAAUUCGUGUUCUAUUUAUAUAUCACCUCUUUAUUUAUAACUUAUUCUCUACGAAAGUGUAUAUGAAUCCUUAAGAUUGUGCUCGUCUUUCAUUUCAGUUUGACUUCAGUUUUUAUAUUUGCUGCCUUUCUCAUGUCUUCUAAUUAUUUUUCAGAAAAUUCCGCUUCUAAUAUUAAUGAGUCUUUGAUGAACAGCAAUCCAGCAACUCCUCCAGAGCCCUCCGAUACAACAGCUCUACCAGAAAGGCUUCAGGAUUCUUUUAUCGCAUCAUCCCAAAGGAAAAAUCAAAGUCGUUAUGAAAGUUAUCCGUUGAGGAAGUCGGCUGUCCCGGAAUCCUUAAAACAGUUUAACGUCAAUUCUGGAGAUGUGUCUUAUCGUUUCUAUGAUAUGGCUUCUUCAGAAGAUGUUAGGGAAUUUGAUGUUUCUCUAAUUCCUCAAAAAAACCAUCUUCUCUCUCAGCCUUCUUCCCUACCUGGAAGGAUAAAUCUUCGUCAUCGUAAACGGAUUUGCAGGAGAAACGAUGUUUCCUCAACAUCAAACUCAUAUGCCAUCCCUCCUUCUCCAAAAGUGGAAGCGCCCUUAACUCCCAUAAGCCAGAGAGGAUCUCCAUUCCAUUCCUCUUCGCAGUCUGAACCAUUGAGUUUAACAUCAAUUGCCGAAAAAUAUCAAUCGUUACCUGAAAACGUUCAAGCAUAUACUUUCUUUCAAUUGCUACGUUCUUGUGAUCGGAGGAGUAUGCGGCCGCUCAUGAACAGAUGCGACCUUCUGUUAAAAAAGGAUUUACUGGCAUAUUUACCUAACUUCAUAGUUCGCGAAAUACUAGGAUAUUUGGAUAUCCAGUCCUUUUUGACGGCAGCACUCGUCCAUAAAAAAUGGAGGGAUAUAAUUUCGUCGUUUACUUGGUAUUGGAGACUACAAUUUGAAAAUUCGGGAUUUUCUGUCGACAUGGAAGAUUGGAAUUAUGCUUAUCCCGUCAAAUCUCCACCACCCUUUCUACAUAAUAAUCAUAUCGCUGAUGAGUAUUAUUACCAUAUAUUCAAAAGACAUUACCUAAAAAAACAACGCUGGAUCUCUCCAUCUAUACCGCCUUCUCAUCUGUCUUUUCCUGUACACGAUUCGGACAGGAUGAUUACUUUCUUAAGGAUUCAUAAAAACAAAAUAGUAAUUAGUUCAGAGUCUGGAAGUAUUCAGAUUCAUAACGCCAUAACAGGAGCUUUAGAAGCCCGCUUGGAGGGUCAUAAAGAUGGAGUAUGGGCCGUCAAGAUACAUGGUAAUACUCUUGUGUCUGGAUCCCUGGAUAAAACGAUCCGUGUAUGGAAUAUAAAAACUGGAAAAUGUACACAUAUUUUCCGAGGCCAUACCUCCACGAUCCGCUGUCUUGAAAUUUUGAGUCCGAAAAGAGUCCUUCGCGAUGGAAGAAUUGUUACGGAGCCUUCACGACCUUACAUAGUUAGUGGCUCUCGGGAUCACACACUACGAGUUUGGAAAUUUCCUGAAGAACAGGACCCCCAUUAUUUGCCGAGCGAGUCUACAUCUAUUGAACAAUGGGAAAAAAACCCAUACUAUGUUCAUACGCUCAUGGGACAUACUGAAUCAGUUCGAUGUAUUUCAGGAUACGGAGAUAUACUGGUUAGCGGAAGUUACGAUUAUUCUAUAAGAGUCUGGCGUAUUUCUACCGGUGAAUGCCUAUGCCAUCUACGUGGACACAGCCUUAGGGUAUACAGCGUUCUCUACGAACCAGAGAAAAAUAUUUGUAUCAGUAGCAGCAUGGACAAAACAGUCAAAGUAUGGGAUUUACGAACACGAGCUUGCUUAUACACCUUGGAAGGACAUUCACUUCCUGUUACGUUACUAAAUGUUGUGCAGGAUAGACUUAUUUCUGGCUCUGCUGAUUCAACCAUACGAGUAUGGGAUCUCAACAGUGGUACUCAGCAAAUGGUAAUGCACGCGAACGGUGGAUAUAUUCGAACUUUGCAAGGUGACGAACAUAAAAUCAUUAGUAGUAAUGACGGAUCUUUAAAGUUAUGGGAUAUACGAACGGGAAAGUUACUGAAGUAUUUAUUGACCGAUGUUUCAGGUAUAUGGCAGGUUCAUUAUGACGACAAUCGUUGUGUUGCAGCUGUUCAAAGAGGCAAUCAGGCGUACUUGGAGGUUUUUAAUUUUUUUGGUCGUGAUUCAAAAUGUGAAGUUUAGAUGAGUAGCACUUGUCAACUAUCAGUCAGAUGGUAAAAUUUGGAAAAACUAUUAUUAGUAUAUUAUUAAUUAUUAAUUUAUGAUUUAAAGAAAGAAAGAAAAUAAAGUGAUGAAUAGAAAAC
Messenger RNA from Schizosaccharomyces octosporus yFS286, 4121 nucleotides. Its product is annotated as F-box/WD repeat protein Pop2. The record is from RefSeq and is a predicted model, not a curated record. Lineage: Eukaryota; Fungi; Ascomycota; Schizosaccharomycetes; Schizosaccharomycetales; Schizosaccharomycetaceae. The transcript has a single exon. Gene Ontology annotation, molecular function: protein binding. The coding region runs from base 1939 to 3999 and encodes 686 amino acids.